This is a messenger RNA of Paramecium primaurelia, 569 nucleotides long. The record is from the annotation of a GenBank genome assembly. Lineage: Eukaryota; Ciliophora; Oligohymenophorea; Peniculida; Parameciidae.
CAAACAUCAUUAUAAUGGAUCCUGCUGAAAAGAGAAUGAAAGACAUUAAAGAAGCUUUUGAUUAGUUUGAUACAGAUAAUAAAGGCACUGUAUCAACCAAAGAAUUAGGUACUUAUAAUUUAAGUUAUAUUUAUUAGCUAAUAUUUUAAAAUAUUUGGGUUAAGAUCCUACUGAUGAAGAGUUGGACAAUUAUAUGAAAGAAUUGGAUCCUGAAUCUACAGGUACAAUUGAUUUCUUGUAAAUGAUGAAAAUUUUAACAAAAGCAGUCAAAGAUGAUGAUACUAUUGAUGAAUUAAUGGCAGUAUAUAAAUAAAUUUAAAUUUCAUUAGUCAUUUCGUGUAUUUGAUGUUGAUAAUACUGGUACUAUAUAAACAGCUGAAAUGAGAUAUAUAUUAAUAGAAAUGGGAGAAAAGAUGACAGCUUAAGAUGUAAAGGAUAUUUUAAAGGAGAUGGAUCCAGAUGAUAGUGGAAUGUGUAAAUAUGUAGACUAUGUUAAAAAAAAAUAUGAAGAUUUAUAAGUUGCAAAGGCUAAGGCUGCAAAACUAAAAGCCAAAAAAAAGAAGAAAUGA